Phytomonas sp. Hart1 is the source of this 966-nucleotide messenger RNA. The record is from the annotation of a GenBank genome assembly. NCBI's taxonomy places the organism in Eukaryota, Euglenozoa, Kinetoplastea, Trypanosomatida, Trypanosomatidae.
AUGCCCACAAAGAAGCAGAAAAAUCAUUCCAACAACGAAAAAGCGCAGCCGCGCGGUCACACAAACCACCAUGGCAAUAUUGAUGAGGCGACGCUUUCUGCGCUCGUUGAGGCCAUCGAGGGCGGCUCGAACAAAAAAGGAAUGACAAAAUCGCAGGUCAAAACCCUGGAGGAGAAGCGUGUGCAGGCAAUUGAGCGCAUCUAUGCCUCGAAGCUAGACGAAAUCGCGAUCCACCCCCACCACUUCCACAACGCGGUGCUCGCGCAGCGCUUUCAGCAGCAGUGCUCGAUUCAAGCGGCGGCCUACGUGAACGUGCCGAUCCCUCUAAAACCGGCGCAGCAGCGCUGGCAGAAAGUCGCCCCCGACCGCUACGUCCGCUAUGAAUCGUUUGAUAUCACGGACAGCAGCAAAAGCGACGCCACGAUGAACUUCAUCGUCGACCUCUUCACGGCGGAGCUGUCGGAGCCGUACAGCAGCUUUACCUAUCAGUACUUCGUCUUUGGGUGGCCGGAUCUUUGCCUGACGGCGUACGGCGUGCAGAGCAGCACCCCGCCGGAGGACUCCGUGAAGGGGGAAAAGGUAGGGACGAUUGUUUCGCGGGUGGUGCGGGAAGGCCCUGGGGAGCCGCUUUCCGGGUACGUGGCGAUGUUCGCCGUUCUUCCGAAAUUCCGAGGAUUCCGCCUCGGCAGGCGGCUGAUCGAGCUCACGGUGGAGCUGAUGCGCGCGAAGGGGUGUGAUGAGGUUUACUUGGAAACCCCCAUCACGAAUGAACGCGCGUAUUUGUUGUACACUAGUCUAGGAUUUGUAAAAACCGCGUUUCUGCCGCGGUACUAUCUAGAUUAUUCUGAUGCGGUUCGGCUGAAAUUGUGGUUAAAGGACGCCUUUCCGAACGAAAGAGAAGACUCCUCGGAGGCUGCGGCCGCUCCAACGAAAGGGGACGCUGUAGAAGAACAGAGUGCAGCGUAA